Dufourea novaeangliae is the source of this 899-nucleotide messenger RNA. RefSeq names its product 60S ribosomal protein L6 (gene RpL6). Gene Ontology annotation, cellular component: cytosolic large ribosomal subunit; ribosome. The record is from RefSeq and is a predicted model, not a curated record. NCBI's taxonomy places the organism in Eukaryota, Metazoa, Arthropoda, Insecta, Hymenoptera, Halictidae. Gene Ontology annotation, biological process: ribosomal large subunit assembly; cytoplasmic translation. Gene Ontology annotation, molecular function: structural constituent of ribosome; RNA binding. Bases 28 to 852 code for a protein of 274 amino acids. The transcript is spliced from 4 exons.
CAGGCUCUUUUAGCCGCACGGUUUACGAUGUCUGACACAAAAGACUCAAAGGAUACAACAGCAAAGUCUCCGAAGAAGACAGAUGCUUCUUUGGAGAAAAAAGGUGGAAGAAAAGGCCGUAUUAGGCCAAGGAAUUACGACUUGGGAAAUGGUGUAUACAGAUUUAGUCGUACUCGCAUGUUCCACAAGAAAGCUGUUUACAAAUUCAUUGGCAAGAAAACUCCAAAAACUGUGAAGCCUAAGAAACCAGUAACCAUUGAGAAGAAAAUUAGUGGUGAUAAAAAUGGUGAAAAACGUAUUGUAUUACUGAAGAAAAGACGUGCUAACUACCCAACUGCAGACCCAGUCACUGUACACCAUGCCAAGAAAUGCUUUCGUGAUCACCGUCGUUAUUUAAGGCCAUCUCUGAAACCAGGAACAAUUUGCAUCUUGCUUGCAGGUGCUCAUAAAGGAAAACGAGUUGUCUUCUUAAAGCAGCUCAAGAGUGGCUUACUUUUAAUUACUGGCCCAUUCUUAAUUAACGGCUGCCCCCUUAGAAGAGUUAGUCAGAAUUAUGUGAUUGCUACCUCCACCCAAAUCAACAUUUCGGGUAUGCGUCUACCCAAAAAUGUUGACGAUGAUUACUUCAAGAGAAAACGCGAAAAACGCGCAAAGAAAGAAGAAGGUGACAUCUUCACCAAGAAGAAGGAUGAGUAUAAAGCAAGUGAUCAGAGGAAAGUUGACCAGAAAGCUGUGGAUAAAUUUGUAAUUUCUGCCAUCAAACGGAACAAAGAAAAGAAGUUGUUAUUCACUUAUCUGUCUGCUAUGUUUGGCUUGAGAAGCAGUCAAUACCCACAUAGACUAAACUUCUAAUCCUUUAUGAUUUGAAUACAAAUACACAGCCAAUAUCGAAACAUUAA